GCUUCCUUCAAUUGUCCCCUCCGUCUCUCGCCAGUUAACUGACUUUUUAAGCUAGCACACUUAGCCUGUUAUGUUUUUAGCUUUUAAAUAACAUGACUUGACAUGUUUCUCUGGCUUCAGAACAGAAGCGGUUUAGAUUUGACUGUUUAUCUGACUGUUUAACCUUAAAGAUGUGGCCGACUGUGUGCCUGACGAUGUUGGCCGGUUGGUCGUGUCUUCUCCUGCCUGUCGUGUCCACACAGUCCGAGAUUACACUCUUCAAGAAGGAGGGCGAUGAAGUUGUUCUCAAACCACAGAGCUCUGUGAAUAAGCCCAUCACCAGCAUCGUGUGGAAGGAUGGUUCUAACCUUGCCAUCCAGUGGGAACAAACUGAUCCGGAUAUCACUUAUUUUCGUCAUUUCAGAGAGCGCUGUAGCCUGAACACUUCAAGUGGAGAGGUGACAAUCACAGGAGUGACUCGAGAUUACAAUGCAGUCUACACACCAAGCAUCAACGAGGUCCAGGGCACUCAGAUUGUUCUCAGAGUCAUGUCUCCCGUCCCUGUACCCACUGUUACUGAAUCAUGUGAUGAUAAGAUGACCAGCUGUACCUUGACCUGUGACGGAAACAUCACAGGCGUUGAAGAAGUCACCUACGAAUGGAAGUCAGAUGAGUCAAAAUUGGAGAUUUCAUCUAAGGAGCACAAAGUUGAAAAGGAGAAAAGUCAAACCAUGAAGGAGUUAAGCUGUGAGAUGCAUAAUCCGGUCAGUCGGGAGAGCAGCAAACCCAUCCCCAACCCUUUCAUCAAGAAACCUAAGCGGGGUCUGAACGUCAACUCAGGACUCAUAGUCUUCAUCUGUCUGCUGACAGCUGUAAUAAUGCUGGCUAUUGUACACCGAUGCAAAGCAGGGAUGUGGUUUUUCCAAAAAGAAUCCCUGCCCCAUGAAGCAGACUUCUGGAGGAAGAAAGAGAGGCCACGAGGAAAUGAAUGCCGAAUCUAAUGGCGUAAAGGCUCAUCAAGAGCAGGAACAAGGGGACGAGGAAACACCAAUGACAUAGGCGGCCAAACGAAGCCAAGUCGGGACCCGUCAGGUGUAAAACAAGACGAUCCAGAGUGAAGCUGAGAUGUUUUAGGAAAUCCACAAGUGUAUCCAAAUAAUACAAUGACACUAAAUGCAGUAUGGGAUCAGUCCUAGUUGUUAUACUUUAUUUUCUCGCAGUGUAUCUGUCUGUGCUGUGUUUCCAGAGAGGCAGAGAAACUUCAGGCAAUACCAGAAAAAACCCAUUUUAGUGUGCUUUCCUGUGGCGGACGGCAUACCUGACACCAACUGGUGCCUCAAGCUCAUUAAAUCAACGGUUGUUGAUGAUCUGAGGCAGAUCCGGUGUGGGUUCGUGCGGCUCGAAUUAGACUGACAAAACGGGGGGGGGAAAGGGACGCCAUUGUCUGGUUUGGGCUGCCAGCACAACCAACAAUCCAGGCUUUGUACAGGACUUUACCACUUACUGACUCCUCAGCAACAGCUUCUAUG
This is a messenger RNA of Seriola dumerili (greater amberjack), 1508 nucleotides long. Its product is annotated as T-lymphocyte surface antigen Ly-9-like. Bases 171 to 980 code for a protein of 269 amino acids. The transcript has 11 exons. The record is from RefSeq and is a predicted model, not a curated record. Lineage: Eukaryota; Metazoa; Chordata; Actinopteri; Carangiformes; Carangidae.